CAGGCUUGGCAUAGGGCAAAAAAUUCAAAGUUUCUUAGCCUUCAUUGGUCAGCUGUAAGCGACGUCAUAGCUUUGUCAUAACUCUGAGGAAGCGGGAACCCCAUCAUCCUUAUUGACUGGAUCUCCAUGCUGGCUCGCCUACCGAUUGAAAAAAUCUAAAGCUUCACAAAUGGCUUGCGAGAAAGAAAUAUGGCAAAAGAUUGGAGAGGGCUUUGUCCAAGAAUAUUACAACCAGUUUGACAAUACCAACAGGACGGGACUGGGUAACCUUUAUUCUGCUGACGCCUGUUUGACGUGGGAAGGUUCACCUUUUCAGGGGAGAGAAGCCAUCUCUGGCAAAUUAGCAAACUUGCCUUUCAAGCGUAUUAAGCACAUAAUCACAGAACAAGACUUCCAACCUACGAUAGAUAGUUGUAUCCUCAUCAUGGUGUUUGGACAGUUGCAGGUAGAUGAUGAUCCACCAAUGGCCUUUCAUCAAGUGUUUAUGCUGAAGUCCCAAAACUGCACCUGGGCCUGCACAAAUGAUGUGUUCCGGUUGGGUAUACACAACAUACCAGUGUAACGAUCUGGAUUUGUUGGUUCACACACAUUGACAUCCAGCUCAGAGUUCAUUUAAUAGUCAUGCUGUCAUUAAAAACACAAGGGAUUAUAUGAAAAGUUCCUCUGUAUUCAAUUCAUCUAUUAGCAUGCUAAUUGUGUUAAAGAUGUCAUGUCAAAUUGCAUUCCUGUCCAAUAAAAUAAUUUCUUUCUGAAA
Cottoperca gobio is the source of this 754-nucleotide messenger RNA. RefSeq names its product nuclear transport factor 2-like. The transcript is spliced from 5 exons. The coding region runs from base 170 to 562 and encodes 130 amino acids. Lineage: Eukaryota; Metazoa; Chordata; Actinopteri; Perciformes; Bovichtidae. The record is from RefSeq and is a predicted model, not a curated record. Gene Ontology annotation, biological process: nucleocytoplasmic transport.